This is a messenger RNA of Penicillium egyptiacum, 486 nucleotides long. Lineage: Eukaryota; Fungi; Ascomycota; Eurotiomycetes; Eurotiales; Aspergillaceae. The record is from the annotation of a GenBank genome assembly.
AUGAUAACAUGUAUGCAAGAAUUCUACGUUCGUUUCAAGGGCCCGGAAGAGACACCAUUCACCGGAGGCCUCUGGAAAAUCCACGUCGAAUUGCCUGAUCAGUACCCAUACAAAAGCCCAAGCAUCGGAUUCGUCAACAGAAUCUUCCACCCAAAUAUCGACGAGCUGUCGGGCUCGGUCUGCCUUGAUGUGAUCAACCAAACGUGGUCGCCGAUGUACGAUAUGCUCAACAUUUUCGAGGUCUUCCUUCCCCAGCUCCUUCGUUAUCCCAACCCUUCGGACCCUCUCAACGGGGAGGCAGCAGCGCUGAUGAUGAGGGAACCCAAGGCAUAUGAGGCAAAGGUGAAAGAAUAUGUUGCCAAAUACGCUAGCAAAGAGGCCGUGGAUGACGCAGGCGAGGAUACGGAGUCUGAAGAUGAGCUAAGCUCAGCGGGGAGCUACGAGUCAGGCGGCGAGGAGCCUGCAGGUACAAUGGACGAUGUCUGA